AUGGAGUCGUCUCGCGGCCCUCCCAGGGUCAAGAACAAGGCCGCUGCGCCGAUCCAGAUCUCAGCGGAGCAGCUGCUCCGUGAGGCUGUCGACCGGCAGGAACCCGCGUUGCAAGCCCCGACACAGCGAUUUGCCGACUUGGAAGAAUUGCACGAGUACCAAGGUCGCAAGAGAAAGGAGUUCGAGGACUAUGUUCGCCGAAACCGGAUUAACAUGAACAACUGGAUGCGCUAUGCAUCAUGGGAACUUGAACAGAAGGAAUUCCGUCGGGCGCGUUCUAUCUUCGAGCGAGCGUUGGACGUUCUCCCGACCUCAGUACCGCUGUGGAUCCGAUACAUCGAGGCGGAGAUGCGAAACAGGAAUAUCAACCAUGCGAGGAACUUGCUUGACCGUGCAGUGACGAUCUUGCCCCGUGUCGAUAAGCUCUGGUACAAGUACGUUUAUAUGGAAGAGACUUUGGGGAAUAUCCCUGGUACUCGGCAGGUCUUUGAGCGAUGGAUGUCAUGGGAGCCGGAGGAGGGAGCCUGGAGUGCGUAUAUCAAGCUCGAGAAGCGGUACAAUGAAUUCGAGAGGGCGCGCAAUAUCUUCCAACGUUUCACGAUUGUUCAUCCUGAACCGAGGAACUGGAUCAAGUGGGCUCGAUUUGAAGAGGAGUACGGGACUAGUGAUUUGGUGAGAGAAGUCUACGGUGCAGGAGUUGAAGCGUUGGGUGAAGACUUCAUGGAUGAGAGGCUUUUUAUCGCCUAUGCCAAGUUCGAGGCGAAGAUGAAGGAGUAUGAGCGUGCACGUGCUAUAUACAAAUAUGCUCUUGACCGACUUCCCCGCUCUAAGUCCGUUACAUUGCACAAAGCCUAUACUACAUUCGAGAAGCAGUUUGGUGAUAGGGAGGGUGUUGAGGAUGUCAUUCUUUCCAAACGCCGAGUCCAGUACGAGGAGCAACUCAAGGAGAACCCUCGGAACUACGACAUUUGGUUUGACUUUACUCGCCUCGAAGAGACCUCCGGUGACCCUGAGCGGGUACGUGACACAUACGAACGGGCCAUUGCACAGAUUCCUCCGUCACAGGAGAAGCGGCACUGGAGACGUUAUAUCUAUCUCUGGAUAUUCUAUGCCAUCUGGGAAGAAAUGGAAGCCAAAGACAUGGAACGUGCUCGUCAAAUCUAUAACGAAUGCCUGAAGCUCAUUCCCCACAAAAAGUUUACAUUUGCCAAGAUAUGGCUCAUGAAAGCCCAGUUUGAAAUCCGCCAGAUGGAGCUCCAAACCGCCCGCAAGACAUUAGGCCAGGCGAUCGGUAUGUGUCCCAAGGACAAGCUCUUCAGAGGCUACAUCGAUCUCGAGCGCCAGCUUUUCGAGUUUCUACGGUGCCGGACACUGUUCGAGAAGCAGAUCGAGUGGAAUCCCUCCAACAGUCAGUCCUGGAUCCAGUAUGCCGAGCUGGAGCGGGGUCUAGAUGAUAGCGAUCGUGCGCGGGCCAUCUUUGAGUUAGGAAUUGACCAACCUACUCUGGAUAUGCCGGAGCUUGUGUGGAAGUCAUACAUCGAUUUCGAGGAAUACGAAGGCGAGUAUGACAGAGUCCGGCAGCUCUACGAGCGUCUUCUGGAGAAGACCGACCACGUCAAGGUGUGGAUCAACUAUGCUCGGUUCGAGAUCAACAUACCGGAAGACGAGGAAGAGGAAGAGGAGGAGGAGGAACGGCCAGUCAGCGACGAGGCCAAACGGCGCGCUCGGGCGGUCUUCAACCGUGCACACAAGGUGUUCAAAGAAAAGGAGCUCAAGGAAGAGCGUGUGGAACUCCUCAAUGCCUGGCGGUCAUUCGAACAUACGCAUGGGUCUCCCGAAGACAUCGACAAGAUCGAGAAGCAGAUGCCACGUCGCGUCAAGAAGCGUCGCAAGUUGGACGACGACCGGUACGAAGAAUACAUGGACUACGUGUUCCCGGCCGACGAUCAAUCAGCAGCCAACCUGUCCAAGCUGCUACAGAGAGCACACGCCUGGAAGUCGGGUCAGGCAUGA
Molecule: messenger RNA, 2013 nt
Organism: Aspergillus bombycis
Lineage: Eukaryota; Fungi; Ascomycota; Eurotiomycetes; Eurotiales; Aspergillaceae
Gene: clf1
Product: putative cell cycle control protein (Cwf4)
Exons: 2
Coding region: 1-2013 (670 amino acids)
Biological process (GO): spliceosomal complex assembly; mRNA splicing, via spliceosome
Cellular component (GO): Prp19 complex; U2-type catalytic step 2 spliceosome; precatalytic spliceosome
Molecular function (GO): protein binding
Source: RefSeq, a predicted model, not a curated record